Danio rerio (zebrafish) is the source of this 1134-nucleotide messenger RNA. The record is from RefSeq and is a predicted model, not a curated record. Lineage: Eukaryota; Metazoa; Chordata; Actinopteri; Cypriniformes; Danionidae.
AUGGCAAGCAGCACAGAGAUGGCACACUCUGGAAUUACAAUGAGCUUGACAAGUGAAUAUGACUAUGACUAUCCAAUAAAUUCCACGGACGAGAAUCCAAUCUACACCCUUCCCGAUGCUGAACUGCUGCCCAUGUCUAACAUCUACAUUCCUGUGCUGUACAUCAUUAUGUUCCUCACCGGCUCUUUGGGAAACCUGUUUGUGAUUGUGGUCAUUGGAAAGCGGCGCAAGAAAAGUGGACGCCUGGUGGACACCUUCGUGCUGAACCUGGCACUAGCCGACCUCGUGUUUGUUCUCACGCUGCCAAUGUGGGCAAUUUCGACCCGUUAUGACGAGUGGCCCUUUGGUGAGGUGUUAUGCAAGAUUAGCAGCUUUAUCAUUGCGGUUAACCGCUUUUCCAACAUCUUCUUCCUCACCUGCAUGAGCGUGGACCGCUACCUGGCAGUGGUGCGCCUAAUGGACUCUCGGUUUCUCCGCAGCAGCAAUUGUGCACAAAUAACCUGUGGCAUCGUGUGGGUGGUUUCCUUCUUUCUAGGAUCUCCAUCUCUGGCGUACCGUCACUUGAUCAACAAUUCGGUGUGCUCUGAAGAUUCCAAAUCCUCUUUUGUUCAAGGAAUGAAUCUUCUGACUAUAUUGCUAACCUUCUUGCUCCCGGUACUCAUUCUAGGCCUCUGUUAUGGGUCGAUUUUGGUCAACCUGCGACGUCACUGUCACAAUCCUGCCAACACACGCACUGAUGCCAGACGAAGGCAUUCGGUUAAGAUUGUGUUUGCUAUCAUUUCAGCCUUUCUGAUCUCCUGGCUUCCAUUCAACUGCUUCAAGGCCAUCCAUGUUGCGUUACUGAUCAUCAAUGGAGAUCUUAAUGAGGACACCUAUGUUGUCAUACAUAGAGGACUCAUGCUCUCCUGCUGUUUGGCAUUUCUUAACAGCUGCGUCAAUCCGGCUAUCUACUUCUUUCUCGAUCAACAUUUCAGACGCAGAGCUUCCAUGUUGUGUCUGAGCUGUCUUAGUCAAAAUGACCAAGCACACCAGAGUUACAUCACCUCGAAUUCUUACUCCAACGGCACAUCUGAGACCUGCUCUGGAAAUACAUCAACCCGCGGGCGGCUUUUCUCACUUACUCAAAAGGCAUGA